Molecule: messenger RNA, 4972 nt
Organism: Oreochromis niloticus (Nile tilapia)
Lineage: Eukaryota; Metazoa; Chordata; Actinopteri; Cichliformes; Cichlidae
Gene: fubp1
Product: far upstream element (FUSE) binding protein 1
Exons: 20
Coding region: 74-2062 (662 amino acids)
Biological process (GO): regulation of DNA-templated transcription
Molecular function (GO): RNA binding
Source: RefSeq, a predicted model, not a curated record
CACCACCUCCCGUUUGUGAGACCGAGCCGCCAUCUUAUCGCGCCGAGGAGGAGAAGAGCAGCAGCAGGCAGAUAUGGCAGACUACAGCAACGUGGCUCCCCCGUCCUCAAACGCCGGUGGCGGCAUGAACGACGCUUUUAAAGACGCUCUGCAACGAGCACGACAGAUCGCAGCAAAGAUUGGCGGGGACGGAGUUGCGGCACCCCCGACGAACGAGUUCGGCUACGGGGGCCAGAAAAGGCCCCUGGAGGACGCUGGUGGGUAUUUUCCCAUGCCUAACCUGAAUAUCGACCAACCAGAGACAAAGAAAGUGGCUACAAAUGAUGCCUUUUCAGGUAUCGGAGGAAUGGCUGGUCCCCCAAGGUCAACAUCAGAAGAAUUCAAGGUCCCAGAUGGCAUGGUUGGCUUCAUUAUUGGAAGAGGAGGUGAACAAAUAUCACGUCUCCAGCAGGAGUCUGGGUGCAAAAUACAGAUUGCCCCUGACAGCGGAGGGAUGCCAGAUCGGUCGGUGACAUUAACAGGACUACCAGAAUCAAUCCAGACGGCAAAGAGGCUACUAACAGAGAUCGUUGAGAAGGGGCGUCCGGCCCCAGCGUUCCACCACAACGACGGCCCAGGAAUGACUGUUCAGGAAAUUAUGGUACCUGCUUCUAAAGCCGGCCUUGUCAUUGGCAAGGGAGGAGAAACCAUCAAAAGCCUUCAGGAACGAGCUGGAGUGAAAAUGGUCAUGAUCCAAGAUGGACCCCAAAACACAGGUGCAGACAAACCACUACGCAUUUCAGGAGAACCUUUUAAAGUUCAGCAAGCCAAAGAGAUGGUGAUGGAGCUGAUUAGAGAUCAGGGCUUCAGGGAGCAGAGGGGCGAGUACGGUUCAAGGAUCGGCGGAGACAGCUUAGAUGUUCCCGUCCCACGUUUUGCAGUAGGAAUUGUUAUCGGGAGAAAUGGAGAAAUGAUCAAGAAAAUUCAGAAUGACACAGGUGUCAGGAUUCAGUUCAAACCAGAUGAUGGCACCACACCAGACAGGAUAGCGCAGAUCAUGGGUCCCCCUGAUCAGGCUCAGCAUGCGGCAGAAAUCAUUUCCGACCUGUUGCGGAGUGUCCAGGCUGGAGGACCUCCAGGGCAUGGAGGUGGCAGGGGACGCGGUCGCGGUCAGGGCAACUGGAACAUGGGCCCCCCUGGUGGCCUCCAAGAGUUUACCUUUACAGUCCCGACCAUGAAGACUGGUCUGAUCAUUGGGAAAGGUGGUGAGACAAUCAAGGGCAUCAGCCAGCAGUCAGGAGCCAGAAUCGAGCUUCAGAGGAAUCCUCCACCCAACGCUGACCCCAACAUUAAGAUGUUUACAGUCAGAGGGUCUCCUCAGCAGAUUGACUACGCCCGGCAACUAGUAGAGGAGAAAAUUGGGGGACCUGUCACUCCCAUGGGUGGCCCACAUGGCCCUCCUGGCCCACAUGGAGGACCAGGUCCACAUGGUCCUCCAGGACCACCCGGACCCCCUGGCGCUCCCAUGGGUCCAUACAAUCCUGGACCAUACAACCAGGGCCCACCCGGACCACAUGGUCCUCCUGCUCCGUAUCAGCCUCAGGGAUGGGGCAACGGCUACCCACACUGGCAGCAGGGCCAGCCCGAUCCAAAUAAAGCAGCAGCGGAUGCCAACGCAGCAGCAUGGGCAGCGUACUACGCCCAGUACGGCCAGCAGCCGCAGGCUCCCAUGACCCCGACCAGCGGAGCGCCUGGCACCAGUCAAGCCAACGGCCAAGGUGACCCACAGGCUGCAGGUCAGAGUGGACAGGCAGAUUACACCAAGGCCUGGGAGGAAUAUUACAAGAAAAUGGGUCAACAGAGUCAGCAACCUCAGGACUACACGAAAGCCUGGGAGGAGUAUUAUAAGAAACAAGGUCAAGCGGCCCCUCAGGCCACAGCGGCAGCGGCUGCCUCUCAACCCGGAGGCCAGCCAGACUACAGCGCGGCCUGGGCGGAGUACUACCGGCAGCAGGCCGCUUACUACGGCACGGCCAACCCACAGCCGAUGGGCGCGGCACCACAAGCUCCCCAGGGCCAGUAAUGUGAAGUGGACAUAAAGUAAAUGCUACAUUGUCGAAACAAAAUCCUUUGUUAAAUGUUUGGAUGCAGACGCCUUGAUGAAGAUCUUAAAUUUCCUUGGUUUGAAAGUGUUUCACAUAGAUGGCAGAUUACCCGGCGAACACGUCCUCUUUGAUUUUUCUUUUUUCUUUUCUUUUUGUUAUUCUUUUUUUUUUCUUGUAAAUGCUUUGUUUUUAGUGAGGUAAUUAUACAUAUGGUCAUUCCAGCCCUGUAUCUACAUUAAAUGUGGUUAGAAGUCAUGUUUAUUAAACUGUAGACAUUACCAUGUAAAAUCAUCUCAGUUUUAAAAAUUGCUCUUGCCUGUUGUGUUUUUUUGCAAUAAAACAAACUGAAACCUCCUGUGUUGGUAAGUUGGGGUGGAGAUGUAUUUCUGUAUGAUUGUUUUUGUUUUACCGUGAGGCCGCUGAGCAAGGGGGGGGGGUGUAAGGUGGGGUGGGCGUUGUAGUUUGAACUGAUUGUCCAAAACCAAAUUGUGCUGUCCUGUCUCUCUCCAACUGUCUAUAAGACUCGUAGUCACAUUACUUGCGUGCAGUGAUGCCGGGUGGUUCAGACUUCUUGUUAUUUAUAUAUUUCAUAUUAUUUCUGACUCUAGCAAGUAGAAAAAAUGUUUGUCACGAGAAAUCCGACGGGUAUCUGUGUGUCGUGAUCUCAUGCAUUACCUGCGUUGCUGUGGCACUCCUUCUCACUUUUUGCAUUGGUUGCUGAUAUUGUUGAGGUGUAGUUUGCACUGUAUAUACAUAUAUAUUUUUUUGCUGCCUCCCUUGAUAGUCACUUCCUCCUCCACAGGCAAGUUUAGAAAAGCGGUAAGCCAAGUAUCCUUCUCAACAUGCGGUUCUAAGAAAUGUUGCAUAUUUUUAGUGUUAUAUAUCCAUCUACCUUUUGUGCUGUUCUUUUUCCAGGACAGUGAGGUAAAAUUGUUUUGAAAAGGAGAGAGGGAGAGAAAAAAUGCAUUGAAACUUUUGUCUUGCCCAAUUGUGAACUCACAUGUUUACACUUGUCUUUUUUUGAAAAGAAUGUUUUUAAAAAUAUAAAACAAUGCAACAAAAAGUGGUAGAUGUUGUAGGGUCUGGGGGUGGCUAAGCAGUCGGCAUCCAUCAGUUGAGCCCUCCUGUAAUGUAAGUACAAAAAAACCUGUGAUUUGACUUUGAGAAAGAACGCUUUAUAAACUGCCAACGAUGUAGUAUUUUUUUUUAUUUUUUUCUCAAAUAUUGCCCUUUCCCCUUCCCCCCUCCCUCCUUUGUCUUUGGGUAAGUAUGAAAUGUUCUCAGGAGAGGCUUAGCGCUUCAGAAUGUGAUGAUUCUUGUACCACAUGUUUCUGAGAUUCUCUUUACUCAGUCUCCUGUAGAUUGUUUGUGUAGGUAGUUGGAUUUCUGAACUGAGGUCUGUUACACUGCUGGUAGGAACUGUUUAAGGAUGUCCAUGUUGGGGUUUUUUGCGUUCUGAAUAUUUGCCAACGUGCCAUUGUGUAGUUGAUGUCUUUUUAAAAACAAAAUGCCAUUCAUUGCAAUAUAUUUGCUUAGAAAUCUCCUGCAUAACUCCAGCGUAGCAUGCUUAGGUUUCUGCUGAUAAUCUCUCUCUAAUAUGUCCUUUAUAAUAAGCAUGUGGAAUGCUAGUAGUGGAAGUGCUGCUGAUUAGCUCAAUAUUGAUGAUUUUUUUUCUGAAUGAGCACUGCUGUGAAAGGCUGUUAAUGUUAAAGUCCAAACGAUCUCUUUGACUGCAUUGUUCACUGACGGCAAAGAGUGCAAUAUAUACAUACAUAUAUAUAUAUAUCUGAUCUUUGCAGUGUCAUCCCAGACCUUGCACCUUAGGUUCUGCUGCAAUAACACAGGUAAGCGAAACCUAAGGAAAACCAGUGUUUUUGUCCAGUGACAUACAUGCAAACAAAUGCUUACCUGUGUCAUUAAACAAAAAGAAAAUGUCCAAAAAAUUCACAGCCCAUUUUUUUUUUCCAUGAAUGAACUGCAUGAUGUGAAGUUUUGACAAGUGAAAAGGUUGUUGCAUAGGAGGUAAUGUUGUCGAAUCUGCUUAAUAUGAUAAUAGCCUCUAUAUUUGCACCCUGGUAAGUCUGAAAGUGACUGUAUGUCGAUGCUUUAGAUUGACACUGGUGUAAAACUGCAUGCUAAACUGCUAGGUCAAAGAAACAAAACGGUUCAAUACAUGAUUUUUAAUAUUUUUUUUCCUGUCGUGGUGUGAAUCUGCCCUCAAGUGCAGUGCAAAUCUGCUAUUGAAACGCCUUCACUUCUCGCUCACAGUGUUGGAGGAUGCUGCAGGCUUAGGUCGUAGAAUCAGGCCCGUGUCGUAGUUUGUCCCCCCCCCUACACACAAAAGGAGGAAUCCUUUGAGUCUAUCCUGCUGCUGAACGUAGACCGUUCAAGAGCUCCAGUGAUAAGGUAAAAAACCCAAAAAAACAGCAACCCAAUGAAAUUUAAAUUCUUUGAUUGCAAAAAGUGUUGGUUAGAUUUGUUUUUGCUGCCCGGUUUGACUUGUCUCUUUUUAACCAUGAUGCCAUAGUUUGUUUAGAGUUGUCUGAAAGUUGUUUUUAAUCGCUGUGAAUGCCUUCAUAAGUAACUUUCAGCAGACAGGAAUGUGCUUUAGAAAGUUGGACGAGGACAGGAACUUUGGGGUUUAUCAGUUUAAAACACUUCUGUAGUCAAAAAGGUCACUCACUGUUUGUUUGGGGCUGUGCACACGUGAGACACUCAGUGUUUCAACACAGAGUUCGAGGGGUGUAGAAGACUAAACAAGGAGCAUGCCUUAGAGGUAAUCAAGGUUUCAUGUGCUGUGUAUAAUCUAUUGGUUUGUUUCUUGAAUUUAACUGUUUUUGGUUUUGAAAUGUUGCCAUGUUCAUUAAAGUUGUAACAAAUAAACUGGA